UGUUGGUCGCGAACCUGAAACCGGUUUCGCACUGGAUGGAAACGGCCUCAGCGCCAUAAACGCCACCAUAACACAGAUUGAAGACGAUUUAGCAACAUAUGUUGGCGCCGGUUCCAAGGUGAAAGACAUGACAGCAGUAAAUACUGGGUUGCCUGGGAUCCGUGUGCCGUUGAAAAGCAGCUAUGCGUCGGCCAUGCCCCAGCAGACGGCCGUGUUCAUGUACAGCACCGCAGGCCCGGACGGACAGACAGUCACGUUGCAGCUUCGUGAGACAGACGAGACCAUCGAGCUGCCAGCGUCCAUGCUGUCAAAAAUGUCCCGGCAAACGGAUACGGCCACGCUGUCCAUUAGCUACCAGGACUCGGCAGAGGUGCUCACUGACGGCACCAUCGACCUGCUUCUGGCUACCACGCCGCUCCAUUCUUCCGGUGAUGGUCAAAGUACAGAUUCACCUGGUUUCGAGCUUUUCGAUUCAGAUAACGGCCACGAUCUCACGCUAUCACCACAAACUUUUACAGCUAAUACCACAGCAGAGUCUUUUCUAGUCAACGACAACUCAAACAGCAUAGGAAUACCCGUCAAUGAGUCUGAUACAGUUGGCAGCUCGGAAGACGUUAAGUCAGCAGAUUUAAGCAAAUUAAAUAUGUCGAGGCGGUCAAAACCGGUGGCAAAAGCUAUGUCUCCCAACAGACAGGGUCCCCAGCAGUGUAUCACCUGCGGGAAAGUGUUUGGGAACGCGUCUGCACUGGCCAAACACAAGUUGACACACAGUGAUGAAAGGAAGUACGUGUGCAGCGUUUGCAGUAAAGCUUUCAAAAGACAAGACCACUUGAACGGACACAUGCUGACACACCGGCACAAAAAGCCGUUCGAGUGCAAGGCCAGCGGAUGUGGCAAUAAGUCGUACUGCGACGCGCGGUCGCUGCGCCGGCACACGGAGAACCAUCACCACCACCGGCCGUCGUCCAACCAGGGCUCGCCGCCCGCGUCGCCGUCCUCGUCCACGAGUUCCGGUUGCAUACAGUACGCGCCCGCGCCGAUGCCGUCGCCGCCCGGCACGUCGGCGCGCUCGUCCCUACGAUCCACCGGGCGCACCGUCGUCACGGCCGCGUCGUCGGCCACGUCGUCGUCGUCGUCGUCGUCGUCGUCGUCCGCGUCGUCCACGUCGAUGAUCGUGUCAGCAUCCGCCGCGUCCACCACGGUCGCGUUCGGCUCCAUGUCGGCCAUUUCGGUUUCGGCGUCAUCAGCGUCGUCGUCGUCGUCGUCAUCGUCGUCGUCGUCGUCGUCGUCGUCGUCGUCGUCGUUGUCGUUGUCGUUGUCGUCGUCGUCGUCGUCUUCGUCGUCGACGACGAUCUCGUCUGCUACGCAGCACCACCACCACCAACAACAGUCACACGACGCGACGCCCAGUCAGCUGCAAAAGCUGCUCAGCGCCGAACCGCUGUCGUCGACCAACGGCGGUGGCGGUGGCGGCGGUAACGGCGGCAACAGCAGCGGCGGCGGUGGAGGAGGAGCACUUUCGUCAAAGAAUGGCCAACCGGAAACGAGAAAUGCGGCAGACAACGAAGACAGAUUUACAAAACAGCAAUUCGAUAUUAUUCAACAAAUUAUGCAUCACACCCAACAACAAAUAGCGACAUCAACUAUCUCGAAAAAUUCGAACAUGAAGAAUUCGUCCAACGCAAAAAAUUGGAACAGUCAACAGACCUCGAACGGCCCAACAGACUCGGCGAACAACAAACAACAGCACUCACAACCCGCUGCCAUUGCAGUACAACCUAAACCAGAACAAAAACCCGUUGAAUGUAACCUGUGCCAUCGAAAGUUUAAAAACGUACCGGCUCUAAAUGGACACAUGAGGCUGCACGGAGGAUACUUCAAAAAGGAAACUGACUCGAAGAAAUGGGAAAAAAAAGAAGCAUCAGGUCCACCCCUGCAAACAGCCAGCAUGAGCGUCAGAGCUUUAAUCGAAGAAAAAAUCAUACAAAAAAGGACCACGAAACCCAAUUGUUCAACUCAAAAUGGACUAACAUAUUCAAGCUUGAGCCGCGAGAAGGAAACGGUGGUACAGCAAGUGGUGAGCAGAAGCACGGCGGUGCACGCAGUGAUGACUACCAGCGGUACGUCAUUCGCGGUUCCGGCGGUUCCAAACACCGCCUCCAUAGUGGACACGACUGUGGGCUUGGCCGACUCUACGGCCGUAGUGUACACGGACGUAAUACUCAAAAAGACUGGCGUGAAAAGGGCAUGCUCGGAUCCGGGAUACCAGUUCAGUCACAGCACCAGCCCACAAAUAGAUAUUAAUUACUCCGGUUCGCCGUACACACUGAAUCACGGAAACGGUGGCGGUGGCGGUGAAAAGGAAACCGAUAACCGGGGCUAUUAUUCGCCGGGACUCAACGACGAUAUAUUUCCUAACGUACAAGCCGAAACUAUGCUCUUACAAGCCGUCGACUCCGUGCAGCUGGCCAAUACUAUACAGGCGACAGACAUGCAAGAUAUGUCGUGUUUAGAUGAUUACGACGGAAUGACCGAUCUUCAAAACAAUGAAGAUUUCCAAGCCGUAUUAAACUCUCCACUAUCAGCUAGCUUAGCUGAUCUAGCGUAUAGUUCAGGACAAACCAUGUUUACAGAUUUAGGUAGAUCACCUCUUCCAUCCCCAAGUUUUACCUACCCUACUCCGCCAGCUAGUCAAGAAGGCCAGUCUCCUUCGCUAAAUUUUCAUUCGGUUAUGUCAAACGGUCAUCUUGGUGACUUUUUUUAUUCAUCUGACAUGUCAAGUUCGGAAGCUGUUGAAGCAGCUUUAAGUGAAGUGUUGCCAAAUUUUGAGUCUUCUACAGAUUCACCAUUAUCAGCCAAUACACCAGUUUCAUCGCCAAUGUCAAUACAUAAUACAUCCGCUGCACCAUCACCAUUACCUAAUCAUCAUCAACACACACUACAGGUAAUGAUGCCAAAUUCAGAAGACCCAUUAUUAUCCAGCAAUCCUAAAGAAUUUAGGAAGAAGUUCGAUUACCAAACAUGUCGCUUAUAUGGGGUCAAUGGAACCAUGGCCCAAGUUAUUGAUGGCAGUCAAUUUUUAAUCGACAAAAAUGGAGAUUUAAAAUUAGUCCAAGCCAGUUACCAAAAUCCUGGAACCAUGUUCGUACAAACAGAAGCCCAGUUGAUUGAAAAACAUAUACCAGUUAUUAAACAACAAAAACCAGACAAUAAUCAAAACUUCGAAGAUAUAGAUGACAUUUUCCUAAAUCCAUCAAAUAUUCCGCCAAAUGUUACAAAUCGAUUAAACAGAAAACGUUGUUUUGGAGAAACUAUGACGUACAAACCGUUCCGAUCCAGAUUACGUAGUCAUAGACUUGGUAUGCUAAAUGAACCAACAUUGCAAUUCACUCCAAAACCUAUGUUGAGUCCUUCUAGAAACGGAAGAGGUCUUUAUUGGCAAGCAGUGACUUCGUGGCCAAGCUCUUCAACUGUCAAAGAAGUUAUUGUUGAAGAUUGUGUUGGACUAGAUUCACCGCCAGAGUGCGAUGUACUACCACACAUUAAUCUUGGUCCAAAUUUUCAAGCUUUAAUACCACCAGUAAGCAAAAUCAGACCAAUUCGAGAGCCAUCUAGCGAUUAUUUAUUAUGGGACCCAUGUAUUACAAAUUCAGUUUCUGACAGAGAAGUUGAAAUGUACAUGGACUUUGCUUGCUGUGCUGCAGUACCAGGUGGUGGAAGAAACAAAGAAUAUGCUUUACAUUUACUACAUCUUUGCAAAGGAAAUGUUCAGGAAGCAAUGUUAAAAUUGAUGCAACCAACUCCGUAUCUCCCACAAGGACAUCCUUUGAUGAAAUUUGAAUACACAGAAUCUGAUCACUGGACCCCAAAUGAAGUAUCUAUGUUUCAUAAAGCUAUAUUCAAAUAUGACAAAGAUUUUGCAUUUAUAUCGAAAGAGUUGGGAACAAAAACUAUGAAACAAUGCAUACAGUUUUAUUAUUUGUGGAAAAAAGUUUGUCCAGAAGAUUAUAAACAGUUUCAAUUCCAAAGACGAAAGUCGAGGAAUGAGGAUACAAUGGUAAAUCCGAAAUUAGACAUUCCUGCUAACGACCUGGUCACUACCAGUUCGGAGGACCAACAAACUUUCGUUUGCGAAUUCUCAGACUGUUUGUCGACAUUCAGCAACAAAAUAGGAUUAGCAGCUCAUAUGAGGCUACACACAAAUGGAACUCCAGAUCGAAGGCAAACCCUGACACCAACACACAUUGAUCCGAAUUACGAAGAAUUCCCUUGCAAGAUCUGUGGAAAAAUAUUUACCAAAGUAAAGAGUCGAAGUGCCCAUAUGAAAUCUCACAGACCUCCUGACGCAGAACCAAAGAAACCAAAAUUGGACCAGACUGUCGAUUACGGUCAAAUGAUGCAACUCAAGACGGUUGCAACGCCAAUUCAAUUACAUAGACAAUGCUAAAUGAACGCAAAACUACACUCAAAAUGAAGCUCAAUUUUAAACAGAGCUCGUACAAUCAAUAAAAACCCUAUUUCUGUGGUUUUUACUCUAUAAGAUGUCCAAGCAAUAUACAUAAAUAUAAUAUUAGUAAUAAUAUAUACAUAAAUACGUGUGUGCGUAUUUUCAAAAAUAUUACUAUGCAAAAGUUCUUCCUUGGUGAAUUCUAUAGCAUUUAAAUAAGCAAUAAUCAUUUCUUGGACAAUAAUAAAUUCAAACAAUAAAUUGUGCCAAUCAAAUUCACACUAGAAUCAAAAUGCUCAGUACGAAACAUCACAACUUUCUUUAGUCUCUAAGCUUUUGAAAACUAAAAACCAAAAUUCGUCAAUUAACACAUAAUGUGGUCAAAAUAAUUUCAAAUGUAUGUGUAUGCGUGCGUGUGUGUGAGUGUCCAUGUGUAUAUAAAUAUAGUGUACAUUU
Molecule: messenger RNA, 4903 nt
Organism: Melanaphis sacchari
Lineage: Eukaryota; Metazoa; Arthropoda; Insecta; Hemiptera; Aphididae
Product: serine-rich adhesin for platelets
Biological process (GO): negative regulation of DNA-templated transcription; regulation of transcription by RNA polymerase II
Cellular component (GO): transcription regulator complex; histone deacetylase complex
Molecular function (GO): transcription corepressor activity
Source: RefSeq, a predicted model, not a curated record